Molecule: messenger RNA, 2552 nt
Organism: Haemorhous mexicanus (house finch)
Lineage: Eukaryota; Metazoa; Chordata; Aves; Passeriformes; Fringillidae
Gene: PRUNE1
Product: prune exopolyphosphatase 1
Exons: 9
Coding region: 1008-2204 (398 amino acids)
Cellular component (GO): cytoplasm
Molecular function (GO): exopolyphosphatase activity
Source: RefSeq, a predicted model, not a curated record
GCCCCUGCGGCGCGGGGGGAGGGGCGGCAGGGACGGACUGGGACGGACUGGGACGGACUGGGAUAGUCUGGGCUUAUACUGGGACAUCUGGGCUGCUACUGGGAUAGUUUGGGCUGAUACUGGGACGGACUGGGAUAGUCUGUGCUUAUACUGGGACAGUCUGGGCUGAUACUGGGCUGGACUGGGACGGACUGGGAUAGUCUGGGCUUAUACUGGGACAGUCUGGGCUGAUACUGGGCUGGACUGGGAUAGUCUGGGCUUAUACUGGGAUAGUUUGGGCUGCUACUGGGACGGACUGGGAUAGUCUGUGCUUAUACUGGGACAGUCUGGGCUGAUACUGGGCUGGACUGGGACGGACUGGGGUUAUACUGGGAUAGUCCGGGGUUAUACUGGGCUGGACUGGGAUAGUUUGGGUUGGUACUGGCCUGUACUGGGACAGUCUGGGGUGAUACUGGGAUAGUCCAGGGUGAUACUGGGCUGGACUGGGAUAGUCUAAACUUAUACUGGGCUGUACUGGGGUAGCCUGGGCUUGUACUGGACUGUGCUGGGCCGUACUGGGCCAUAGUGGGUUGUACUGGGCUGUACUGGGUUCUACUGGGCUGUAGCAGGCCAUACUGGGUUCUACUGGGCUGUAGCAGGCCAUACUGGGUUAUACUGGGCUGUAGCAGGCCAUACUGGGUUCUACUGGGCUGUAGUAGGUUAUACCGGGUUAUACUGGGUUGUACCGGGCUGUACUGGGUUAUACUGGGCUGUAGCAGGCUGUACUGGGUUAUACCGGGUUAUACUGGGAUGUAGUGGGCCGUACUGGGCUAUACUGGGCCGUACUGGUUUAUACUGGUUUAUACUGGGGCCAUCCUGGCGGUUCCGGCCGUGCCUCAGCGCUGUCAUGGAGCGCUUCGUGAUGGGGACCCGGGCGGCUCUGCAGCCCCAUCCCAGACCUGCCGAGGGCUUUGGGCUGCAGCUGCUCUCGGGAUCACAUCCAGCAGCACCAGGAGAUCCACGUGGUGAUGGGCAACGAGGCCUGUGACCUGGACUCCGCCGUCUCCGCGCUGGCCCUGGCCUAUUUCCUAGCCCAGACCAGCCCAGCUCCCAGAGCCGCCUUCGUGCCCGUGCUGAACAUCCCCCGCGCCGACUUCGCGCUGCGGACGGAGACGACGUUCCUGCUGCGGGACCGGGGCAUCCCGGACACCUGGCUGGUCUUUCGGGAUGAGAUCGACCUGAGGGGGCUGCACCACGCUGGGCUGCUCUCCCUGACGCUGGUUGAUCACCACGUCCUGCCUGGUGCUGACGCUGCCCUGGACGAGGCCGUGGUGGAGGUCCUGGACCACCGGCCGCUGGAGCGGGACCGUGGUCCCCCGUGCCAGGUGACAGUGGAGCCCGUGGGCUCCUGUGCCACCCUGGUGACCGAGAGGAUCCUGCAGGGCCCCCCAGGCGUGCUGGACAGAACCACGGCCGCGCUGCUGCACGGCACCAUCCUGCUGGACUGCAUCAACCUGAGCCCAGCUGCGGGCAAGGUGACACCCAGGGACGUGGCCUGCGUGUCCCUGCUCGAGGAGAGGUUCCCGGAGCUGCCAGCCCGUGACGCCGUGUUCGGAGCCCUGCAGGCGGCCAAGUUUGAUGUCACAGGGCUGACAACAGAGCAGAUGCUGCGGAAGGACCUCAAAGUCCUCUCCAACGACGAGGCUGUCGUUGCCAUCAGCGGCGUCUUCGAGGACCUGGAAACCUUCCUGCUCCGGCCUGGCUUGCUGCAGGACCUGGAGGCUUUCUGCCAGGCCCGUGGCUACGCGGGGCUGGUGGCCAUGACCGUGUCCUUCAACGAACGCCACGAACCCACCCGAAAACUUGGGGUGUACAGCCCACAGGAGCCCCUCCGCAGCACGCUGUGCCGGGCGCUGGAGGAGGCGACAACGCCGUCGCUGCUGCUGCGGCCGCUGCCGAGCCCCUGGCCCUGCGUGGCCGCCUACGCCCAGGGCAACGCCGUGGCCACUCGUAAGAAGGUGCUGCCCAUCCUGCGGGCAGCACUGGGGGGUCUGGGGGCGGCUGCGGGGGGCCCCGAGGAGGAGGUGGUGCCCCCACCCACCCCCAUGAACAGCCUGGUGGAGGAGUGUCCCCUGGCGCAGGCCGUGCCCCCGCUGUGUCCCCAGGAUGUCCUGGAGCGGGUCAGCCGCAUCGCCGUGGGGCAGCCCCCGGGCUCCCCGAAAUAGCAGAGGCACCCCCGUGGAUUUUUGAGGUCUGGAUGUGAAGUUGGGGUCCCUGAGCAGGCCCCCUGUGAGGUGCCUGGGUGUGGAGGGGUUGCAGCUGCCUCUGUUAGAGCUCAGCUCGUGGUUUGUCCCCCCACAAUGGCUCCCUCUGCCCCAGUGGUCCCCAGGGUGGGGUUUUGGGGGUGCCAUGGGCAGGAGUUGCACCCCCUUGAUGAAGGCGUUGGGGUGAUGGGGGAGUUAACGAGUUCUUGAUGAUCUUCCUUCCUUGGGGGACCCCAGAGAGGGGGUCCAGACACGCAGCUGUCCAGAACUGUCACUGCUUUCCAAGGAUUAAAUUCCCCUUUUCUUCCA